AUGCUGACAUUACCAUUAAACGAGCUUUGGACCCUUGGGAAGGAAGCGGCUGCGCUUGUUGAUGCCCAAGAACAGCCAUCACACAUUCUACCCAUGCUUAAACGAAUAUUGACAAAGGCAGAUGCGAUUCGUGAUUUUCUCGAGAUUUCAGCCACGGAUAUUGAUAUGCUGGAACAGUGUGGUACCGAUCUGUGGAACAAAGCAGUCAACACACAUUUCACGCCAUCGGCUGCAGCCUAUGAAGUGAUCGCCACUUUGCGUGAAAUUGGUUAUCGUAUGACGCGACCGGCUGUGGAGACCUUUACUUCUGCAUCAAGCGAAUUCUGGACUUGUCAACUAGAAAUGGCUAGUGCCCUUGGAAAAGCGUGGACGGAUUGCGGAAACCAUGAACGCGCUGAUGUAGCCUUUCAAGAUGCUGAGAAUUACGACAAUCAACUCGAAUCAACCAUCUCAUCCAAUACCAAGCCCCCAGGCGAGAGUGAUCUGGAAAAAGUAAUGUAUCAAGCAAGCUGUCGUUUGAAACUCUAUAUGUUUCGAGCAGAAUGGGAAAUUGUGCGUAAUGAAUGGCUACAAGCAAAAGAGCGACUUUCAAAAGCUGUGGCUCGUGCUGCAUUGAAUAUUACUACUGCCACCGAAUCAUCGUUAAGUUCGUCACUGCAGACUACGCUUAUCGAGAUAGUCCAAAGUACCGUCUCUACUUUUCCAAAACUUCGAGAGACCAAGGAGUACCAUAUGGCAAAAUUGGCAAUUUUAACAAAAGGCGAAUUGUUUCAGCAACAACAAGACAGCACGUCUACUAUUAUGCCGGAAAUAGCAUACUUUGAAGCAAUGGAGAAUUUCCCUCUCCAAGCAGAACCAUCACGGCUUUCCUACCUCGUCGCCGUGUCUCGGCUGGUGAUUCGUUUCCUUACUGUAGAAACCAUCGGCGAUGGACUUGAUGUGGUGCUGCAACGACGACGCGCCACCACACUCGAUGAAGAAGAACAAAAUGAUUACGAUGGCAGUGAUGAACAGAGCACCAUGCCGCCGACGAGACAUUUGUUCACUAUGGGAACGCUUUAUAUGACAAAACUUUAUCUACUCUCGGAAGCAGUGCAUCACAACCCUUCUACUUUGGAUGGUUGUGUUUCCAUCAUUGAACGACCGUUGAAAAAGACAAUCAAUGAUCUUUUCAUGGACAGACAGGCAAUCACACCGGCUGAUCUUACAGCAUGUCAAAUGAUCCUAUGGCGUACCGGUGAUGCGUUCUAUGAGAAUCGAGAUUAUAUCAGCGCUUUACAAUGGCAGCUGGCUCGGUGCUAUCUCAAGAUGGACGACAACAAAGCAGGAAACAAUCACUUACAAGAUGCGCUUGAAUGCCUCUCCGAAGCCAUGGAAGAUUGUUCGGAGCACUGCACGGCUGUUGACUACCUGCUCAAAGCUGAUAUAUUUCUUAGAACAGUACUACUACCACCACCACAAAACGACGACCAGCAAAAACAACAGCAGGAUCAUGCUCUGACACAAGUGAAAUUGUGUUUGGACAAGUUACAGAAAUCGAAUGGAUUCACGAUGGAUAUGCUUUUGGCGCUAGCAUCCACGGCUUUCAAGUCAUCAAAAAGAAACAAGUUGAUAUUGCAGCAAAUUGCUCAAGAGUUGGCGACGGUAUUGAUGAAAGAAGCCCGUAGUGAUUUUUCUACAAAGAACCGUUCUCAAGUUGUGACACAGGUGCUCCAGAUUUUACGGUGGAUUGUGUGCAACAGUAACUCCUUUGAACAAUUGGCCGUGCUUCAGAAUCGGAAUUUAGGACACGAGGUGGCGGAUAACAUUCAAGAGAUUGGCGAGACCAUCCAUCAGGCAUGCGAUUUAAUUUGCAAGACGUUGACAUCCGCAGAUAGUCUUUCGCCUGAGCUGCAACCAUUGUCCGAAUGGUUCAUUAGUGCCGCAUGGAAUUUGGGACUACAAUGUUGUGAACAUGCAAUGGAUUAUCGUGGUCGUCAAUUUUUACUGACAGCAUGCAAGCUUAUCCAAGUUACCGCAAGUGCUUCGACGACCCUUGAUGAGCGACAACGCGUCAGUUUGUUCAUGUGUAUCGUGGCAAGACAACUGUCGGGCAAUGGCCAAGUCACGGAUCACCAAGAAAUACUGUCGAUCGCACAAACGUUGGUCGCAGACAGAAGUGAUACGGCGUCCACCGGUGAGAGACAACAACAACAACCACUACUGCUAUCAAGCCAGCAACGUCGGCAGCAAAAGGAAGAAACAGCAUUUCAAGCAUUGUCUCAAGCGUAUCGCAACUUGGUCUUUGUGAACGGCUGGUCGAGUCUGUUCUUCAAAGCUCACACUGCUCGAAACAAGACGCGUUACAGGUGCUGCAGGCAAGUCAAGGCAACACUGUUGGAGAAAGAAUCAAAUAGCGGUGGUAGUAACAACAACACGUCAUCAGCUUGGACAUGGUCACGGUCGUUCGUGGAACGGUUCAGCAAAUGGACACGGCUGAUGGUAUCGACGGCCAUGGUGGUAGGCAAAGAGACGGGAUUCCAAUGCCUCGAAGAAACGUGCAGGCGUCUGAAACAUCAGCAGCAACAGCAGCGCGGGAACUCCAUGAGCUAUCCCGAAAGUGAGCUGUACUACUUGGUGGUCGUGUGCUGGAACGAGGGCAUCACAUGGUUCAACGCCAAUGAUAGUCACCGCGGCCGCGCGUGGUGCAAGCUGGCAUUUGAUUUGCUGCCCUUUUUCAGCAGCGCAAGUCAAAGGGAUAUGCUAAAAAGCAAGUUGGCCCAAGCCUAUGCCAAGUUGACAGGAGCAGCAAGAGCAGGAGGAGUUGCAUGA
Molecule: messenger RNA, 2811 nt
Organism: Zychaea mexicana
Lineage: Eukaryota; Fungi; Mucoromycota; Mucoromycetes; Mucorales; Lichtheimiaceae
Exons: 32
Coding region: 1-2811 (936 amino acids)
Source: RefSeq, a predicted model, not a curated record